AUGAGGAACCCCCGGCAACUCAUGGACAAAACGAGAUAUUGCCGCUUCCAUCGACAGAAUGGGCAUGAUACGGAAGAGUGUCGCGAGCUGAAGCGACAGAUCGAGGAGCUAAUUCAAAGGGGGCAUCUUGGCCACUACAUACGGCAAAAUAAAGAGCUUUCAUCGCGACCCGAGGGCCUCGUCAAAAGGCAGAUUGAUGUGAUCAUGGGCGGCCCUGCGUCCAGGGGAAACAGUAUGACUGGGCGGAAAGCAUACGCCCGCGCCCCAACACCCGAAGACCCCGGACGCGGGCCCGCGCCCAAGGUCACGUUUCCAGCUGAGAGAGCCGAACCUCCCGAACAUGAUGAUGCGCUAGUGGUGGACGCUAGAAUCGCCAACGCACGAGUAAAAAGGAUCAUGGUCGACACCGGGAGUUCGGUCGACAUCCUUUAUUUGGACGCAUUCCAGAAGCUCGGGCUUUCCCGCGACGCCCUGGUGCCUAUGAGCUCGGCGCUCACCGGAUUCACCGACGAAUAA
Molecule: messenger RNA, 516 nt
Organism: Musa acuminata AAA Group (dessert banana)
Lineage: Eukaryota; Viridiplantae; Streptophyta; Magnoliopsida; Zingiberales; Musaceae
Exons: 1
Coding region: 1-516 (171 amino acids)
Source: RefSeq, a predicted model, not a curated record